Messenger RNA from Nycticebus coucang (slow loris), 3204 nucleotides. It is a transcript of the gene SPC24, whose product is annotated as SPC24 component of NDC80 kinetochore complex. The record is from RefSeq and is a predicted model, not a curated record. The coding region runs from base 393 to 986 and encodes 197 amino acids. NCBI's taxonomy places the organism in Eukaryota, Metazoa, Chordata, Mammalia, Primates, Lorisidae. The transcript is spliced from 5 exons.
GUAAUCCCAGGCACACACUGCAGAAUGUCGUUUCCAGUUGUAUACACUUGGCCGCUACAACUCCUUCCUGACGCAGCAGGCCCCCGGCCUAAGGAAAAAGACUCUCCAGGCUAGCUGAGCAGCUUUCCUGCCCGCGCAGGCGCAUUAGGCUUCUCAGAGACGCCCUAUCCCCGCGCCAAUUGGUUAUCGCUAUGACUGACGAAGGAACAGACGCAGGCGUACUCUGCCAGGCCAGAGGUCUGUGGUCUCCUUUCUGAAACGCCCCUCCCUUCCAUAAGCUUAUUGGCUAUACCUUGUGCCUGACAGAGAGAAAAGCCAAUGGAAGGGGUAUUCUCUGGAAAGGGGGCGGGACCAACAAGUCAAAUUUGCGCGGGUUUGGACCUGGAGUAGUCAUGGCGGCCUUCCGCGACAUAGAGGAGGUGAGCCAGGGGCUCCUUAGCCUGUUGGCUGCCAACCGCGCCGAGACACAGCAGCGACGACUGCUGGGGCGCUACGAGCAGGUGGUGCAGCGGUUGCUGGAGACGCAAGACUGCGCUGAGCAGCAGCUGCGAGAGAUCCUCACCACAGAGCAAGAAGUGGCCCAAAGCCUUCUGGACACGAAGGAGCAGGCACAGCAGGGAAGCACAGAGCUACAUCAGCUGGAAGCUGAGGUUCAGAAGGCAGGAGAGGAGGAUGCUGCGCUGAAGGCCAGCCUCCUCCAGCUCACCAGGGAGCUAGAGGAGCUCAAGGAGAUUGAAGCAGAUCUCGAAAGACAGGAGAAAGAAGUUGAUGAAGAUACAACAGUCACAAUCCCUUCUGCUGUGUAUGUGGCUCAACUUUAUCACCAAGUUAGUAAAAUUGAGUGGGAUUAUGAGUCUGAGUCAGGGAUGAUCAAAGGCAUCCAUUAUGGUCCUAGCAUUGUGCAGCCCAUCCACCUGGAUAGCAACCAGCUCUCUAAGAAGUUCAUCAGUGACUUUCUCUGGAACAUGGUGGACACACAGUGGUAACCAGGAGUGUCCCGCCCCUGUCUUACAUAUAGCGGGAAUCUGCCAUCAUGGCAUCAGUUUGAAAUGAAAAGUUUAUACAUAAAUGGAUUUUGUUUUUGUUGUUGUUUUUUAAACUGGAUUUAUUUUUCUUUUGAUUUUGGCCUCAGGUCCUGGACUGGCUUCUACCUGGUAACUACAGGGAAUAGACUUAGCCUUGCUAAGCCUGUCACAUCACAUCUGUGAUAACCAUAGUAUUCGAUCACAGAUCUGAGGUACUUUAUCAUUUUUGAUUCAAGAUCAACCCUUUUUUAUUCAUUCAGGUAGUCUCUUGGAGGGCCACAGUGUGCCCAGAACUGUGCUGGGCACCAGAGACUCAGAUACAAGUGAUGAGGAUCCCUCUGGGUCCAUGGAGGAUUCAACACCGGCAGAUGCCACCCUCAAGUUGGAGAGAGGUCCAGAUGUUGACAGGCCUCCAGCCAGAGAGUGUGGGCUGCAUGGAGGACAAGAAUACCUUUUUUGUUUUUAGAGACAGAGUCUCACUGUUGCCCUCAGUAGAGUGCCUUGGCAUCACAGCAAUCUCCAGCUCUUAGGCUUAGGCAAUUCUCUUGCCUCAGGCUCCUGAGUAGCUGUUUGCAGUUUGGCCAGGGCCAGGUUCGAACCGCCACUCUUGGUAUAUGGGGCCGGUGCCCUACUCACCGAGCCACAGGUGCUGCCCAAGAGUGACUUUUGUGAUGGGCUUUUUAAAAGGAUGAGGAGCUGGGCACGGUGGCUUACACCUGUAAUCUCAGGUGGAAAGUGGAGUCAGGAGGAUUGCUUGAGCUCAGGAGUGCAAGACUUGUCUGAGCAAGAGUGAGACCCUGACCCAAAAGUAAAAAAACCUAGCGGGGCACUGCAAUGAGCACCUGUAAUCCCAGCAACUCGGGAGGCUGAGGCAACUGGAUGCCCACAACCCAAGUCUGAGGUUGCAGUGAGCUAUGAUGACACCACUGCACUCUGCUCAGGGUAUAGGGUGAGACUGUCUCAAAAAAAUUUUUUUGUUGGCUCGGCGCCUGUGGCUCAAGCAGCUAAGGCGCCAGCCACAUACACCUGAGCUGGCGGGUUCAAAUACAGCCCGGGCCUGCCAAACAACAAUGACGGCUGCAGCCAAAAAAUAGCCGUGUGUUGUGGCAGAUACCUGGUAAUCCCAGCUACUUGGGAGGCAGAGGCAGGAGAAUCGCUUGAGCCCAGGAGACGGAGGUUGCUGUGAGCUGUAAUGCCAUGGCACUCUACCCAGGGUGACAGCUUGAGGCUCUGUCUCAAAAAAAGAAAAAAAAAAUUUUUGUUGUUGUUGAGACAGAAUCUCACUUUGUCACCCUUGGUAAAAGGUGAAAGAUUUAUAUGAUCUGAAGAGAAACCAGAGUAUGAUUUUGUCACCCUAGGUAGAGGGCCGUAGCGUCAAGGCUCACAGCAACCUCAAACUCUUGGGCUCAAGUGAUAGAUACUCUUGCCUCAACCUCCCGAAUAGCUGGGACUACAGGCACUUGCCACAACGCCUGGCUAUUUUUCUUUUUAGAGAUGAGGUCUUGCUCUGGUUCAGGCUGGUUUUGAGUCUGUGAGCUGAGGCAAUCCAUACACCUCGGCCUCCCAGGUUCUGGGAUUACAGGCGUGAGUCACUGUGCCCGCUCCCCCACCCCCCAAAAAAAAAUAAAUAAAAGGAGGGACAUGUAGAUUAUGGGGUGUCCAUUCCAAGGAGUUUCCUGCAGCCCUUAAAGACUGAGGUCUGUGAAUGGAGGAGGCCAGAAGCCUGUGAGGGGCAGUGAUGUAAGCAAGGAACAAAGCUGUGUUGCAUGUGACCUAAUUGAAAGGUAGACCAGGCUCGGCGCCUGUGGCUCAAGCGGCUAAGGUGCCAGCCACAUACACCUGAGCUGGCAAGUUCCAAUCCAGCCCAGGCCUGCCAAACAACAAUGACAGCUGCAACCAAAAAAUAGCCAGGCGUUGUAGCGGGCGCCUGUAGUCCCAGCUACUUGGGAGGUGGAGGCAAGAGAAUUGCUUGAGCCCAGGAGUUGGAGGUUGCUGUGAGCUGUGAUGCCACGGCACUCUACCCAGGGCAACAGCUAGAGGCUCUGUCUCAAAAAAAAAAAAAAGGGGGGGGGUAGACCAACCAUGGACAUUUUUGUAGGGGACGUGGAACAUACAUCCAAUCCAGCUUUGGGGUUUUCUUUGGGGACCCACUGCCUCUCCCCUCUACUCCCUAUGCAUG